This is a messenger RNA of Durio zibethinus, 1798 nucleotides long. Lineage: Eukaryota; Viridiplantae; Streptophyta; Magnoliopsida; Malvales; Malvaceae. The record is from RefSeq and is a predicted model, not a curated record.
UUCUUAUCAUCGAUAUAUAGUCUUACCUUUUAACCUUUAAAAAACAUAGUAUUAUUUCUUGAAUAAGAUGAUCAUUUCUCAUUUACGAAUCUGAUUCUGAUAGCACCGCAAGAUUUUAAAAAAUUAGGGACGUCCAGUGUUGUCCCCAAAAGCUACAAAAUCGUCCCUACUACUUUUGGGGAGGGUGGUGGUCAUCCCACUGAGCAUUCUACAAAAGUAAUAUUGGAGACAAUUGCACACCGAUCGUCCUCUGCAUUAAUUAAGGAUGAUUUUCGUCCCCAAACGUUUAGAGAUAGUUAUCCUGAUAUCAUCCCGAAACUCAUAAGAGAAUACUGAAUCACUUUGAGGCCGUUAGUCUUCCCUGUAUUAAUACUCUUUAACGAUGAUUUUACCAGCCUUUGGCAUCGAAAAUAAUACAUUAUGGUUAGAAUCUUUCUAAGCAUUUCAAGUAAUUCAGUAAUUUUAAGCUUUUCCAGUGAUUGAGUAAGUAAUUUUAAGCUUGUUAACAUAGCUGGCAUAUUCCUGGUAAGACAGACGCUUUUGAUAUACAUAGAGCUAGUUUAAGGUCGAUCACUUAUCUAUUUGUGCAAGGUAUAAUAAUAGUAAAGCUUGGACAGUUGAGCAUGAUGACAAACCAGUAUGAGGCUUCGCAGAACUAACCUCUUUGCUAGAGACAUAUGGUGGGUAACGUCGAGACUUCAAGAGCGAAGCCUUCUUCAGCAUUUCAAGACAAUGCAACUAAUGGGCCUACUGCUGAUCAAGCUCAAGGAAGUUUGCAAACUUGUGAAGAGUUGCAGUAUAGUUUCAAGGAUUUUGAUGAAUUUAAAAACAAAGUUUUUGCCAAGGACAACAACAAAGUGAAUGUUUUACAAUUCCCAAACUUAGAAGAGGCAAUAAAAAUUGCCAGCACGAUCGUUCCAGACUACCUGCAACAUAUUGCUGGCAAAAUCCAAAUUGAUCGUGGUACAUGUACUGAGUUUGAACUCAUUAAUAUCCAGCUUCUGGUCUGCGCUGCAAUCAAAGAGAUGGAAGAUCUGCCACUUCAGCAACUCAACUUGAGUACGUUUUUAAAGUGGGGAGCUACGUUCAACAGGGCGAAGGAACUUGGUUUUCAAGUGAAAUUUGCUGAUACUCUCUUGAAAAACAACUUGGGUAUUUUCUUUGGUUAUCAGAGGCCGAGCUAAAGGUUGUGUUCAAAGGGUACAUGGAUGUCUAUCGUGCAGCAAAUGUUUUCAAUUUGUGAUAGCCUCUUCCCUUCGAGUUAAUUGGUUUUCAAUUUGUAGUUUUUUUUUUUUCUCUAUCAGAACUUACUGGUUUUGGUCGUUGUCUUCUGUGUUUUUGUUAUCUUUUAGAACGUGAACUUUGUAGUUUUGUGAUAAUCUAUGAUGGUUGCCAAAGUCUAGUAGUGAAAAUUGCGUGAUAAAUAUCUCCAAUUAAGGUGUCUUCAAAGGCAGUUUGACUAAAUAAAUUUUUGCAAGUGUUAUUUCACCUUUUUCCCAAAAGAAACUGCUUAACCCUCCAACUGACUCGAUACUUUGUGCUCUAUUGUGUCUUAAGAAGUUCAAUUGAAUAGAUCGUGUGGGAGUUGAAAUUCCAUGCCACAGGUUCAAUUUACUCGUUCUUGUCUAUAUAUCCUCUUUAUUCCUGGCAUUCUCUUCAUUCACAAAUCUUUGAAGCUGUCUAUUGCUGAGUAUUCAUUGAUGGUCUGCUUUCCCCAUCUUCUCUUGGAAUUAAAUUUAGACCAGAACUGGUAAUUGCCUAUUUCAAAACAUCAAUAUAUGAAAUUUUAUCUCCAAAU